Messenger RNA from Cheilinus undulatus (humphead wrasse), 2621 nucleotides. Its product is annotated as protein Wnt-2b-A. The record is from RefSeq and is a predicted model, not a curated record. The transcript has 6 exons. Lineage: Eukaryota; Metazoa; Chordata; Actinopteri; Labriformes; Labridae. Gene Ontology annotation, biological process: canonical Wnt signaling pathway; neuron differentiation; multicellular organism development. Gene Ontology annotation, molecular function: frizzled binding; cytokine activity. Gene Ontology annotation, cellular component: extracellular region. The coding region runs from base 494 to 1666 and encodes 390 amino acids.
GUGAAGAGACACUACACUGAACAAAUGACCGGCAUCCAUUAAGCUCUGACUCUGUCCACAGCGCACUGAUAAAGGAGAGGUCCGGCGCGAGCAUCCGACCCAGCACAGACUCUAAACUGCCGCGCAUCUGCCUACCCCUCGGAGUUUUCGCCUCUCAACUAAGCAGAAAAAAAGAAAAGAGGAUAAAUGUUUGUGAAACUGACUGAAGAGGUGAAAAAGACACCGACACUUGUUGCUCGUCUCGUCAGGUAAACCUCAGUCAAAGUGCUCCGCGCAAAGUCUGGUGCGCACAUGGCACCGAAAAGGCGCUUCUCACACUCCUGACAGCCGCGCGCUUAAUAUGAAGCCACACUGGAUAACAAGGCCUACCUACCUGCUGACCUCAUCAGACAUUGUUUGUUAAACGUGGGGAUUUAAUCUGAAAUCUGACAUUUUUUUAAGAAGUGGAGGAAACUAAAAAAACAAAAAAACAAAAAAACAAAAACGCAGAGCCAUGCUUGGUUUUAGGAUUGUGAGCCUCCGGGCAGCUCGAAUCAGGAGCUGUGGUUCACUGGGAGCCAGGGCCUCAUCCCGGUCUUCUUCAUGCCAAAACCCCGGUGCCAGCUCGAGGAUUUAUUGUGCGUGUGUGCUGCUGCUGCUGCUGGUGACGCCCCGGGUGGACUCAUCAUGGUGGUACAUCGGUGCACUUGGGGCCCGUGUGAUCUGUGACAACAUCCCUGGUUUGGUGAACAAGCAGCGGCAACUCUGCCAGCGUCACCCAGACAUCAUGCAGGCCAUAGGCGAGGGCACCAAGGAAUGGAUCCGAGAGUGCCAGCACCAGUUCAGGCACCAUCGCUGGAACUGCAGCACACUGGACCGUGACCACACCGUGUUUGGACGUGUCUUGCUGCGGAGCAGUCGUGAAGCAGCCUUCGUCUACGCCAUCUCUUCAGCAGGAGUGGUGUAUGCGCUCACUCGUGCCUGCAGCCAGGGGGAGCUAAAAACAUGUAACUGUGACCCGCACAAGCGUGGACGAGCUAGCGAUGAGAGAGGAGAGUUUGACUGGGGUGGCUGCAGCGAUAAUAUCAACUAUGGGAUAAAGUUUGCCAAAGCCUUCAUAGAUGCCAAAGAGAGGACUGUUCGAGACGCUCGAGCACUCAUGAACCUGCACAACAACCGCUGUGGCAGAACAGCAGUGAAGCGGUUCAUGAAGCUGGAGUGUAAAUGUCAUGGCGUGAGUGGUUCAUGCACGCUGCGGACAUGUUGGAUGGCCAUGUCGGACUUCAGGAAGACUGGAGACUACCUGAGGAGGAAAUACAACGGGGCCAUUGAGGUGACGAUGAAUCAGGAUGGGACUGGCUUUGCUGUAGCGAACAAAGCCUUCAGGAAGGCCACCAAGAAUGACCUGGUCUACUUCGAGAACUCUCCUGAUUACUGCCUACAAGACAAAUCAGCAGGCUCUCUGGGCACAGCUGGACGAGUUUGCAACAAGACAUCACGUGGGACGGACGGCUGUGAGGUAAUGUGCUGUGGGCGAGGCUACGACACAACCAGAAUCAAGCAAAUCACUAAGUGUGAGUGCAAGUUCAAAUGGUGCUGCGCAGUGGAGUGUAAGGACUGUGAGGAAGCUGUGGACAUACACACGUGCAAAGCACCAAAACGAGCUGAAUGGUUGGACCAGACCUGAAGACAUGACCCCCUCAGCUCUACCCCUUUCCUCCUUUACAGAACGUCCUGUGGAACACGGCAUUCUGGGAAAAAGUUUGUCCAAAAGUUCUCUACGUAUUUUCCCUCCCCUGCCCCACAUCAGUUCAUCAUUGCAUGGCUUUUUUUACCUGUCUCUGUGAAAGCACUACAACUCAGUACCCAUGAAUAUGAAAUAAUUAGCCCCUUUUCAUGAACGACCCUGUGACUGAACUGCUAGGACACUUUGGGGGUGAGUGGGCUUUAAGUAAAGAUCCAAUUCUGAUGGCCUUUUUUCUAGCAUACGGUACUGGGUCAGGAAUAGUUUGCUGCUUUCAUGAUGCUAUAAAGACACACUUUUACAUAAACUGAGCCUUCAGACAUAUCCAGUAUUAUCACAACAUCAUGUAUUCACAUAUUUUUUUCUUUUUUGGGGGGAAAUACACGUUUAUCUACCAAAAAUGCUAACUUGGUUGGACUAGCUUGACAAGUGCACUUUGAGAAGUGGACAUCUGAGCUUAAAGUUUGGCUCUGUGUGGCCAAAAAGAAGUCCAUGAAAAGGACUGUGAGAGGACAAGGAGAGGACACCAGAUGAAUAAAUGGACGGAUGCAUCAUUGGAACUUUGAAUGCAACUGUAAAAAGGAAAAAGAGGUCUUUUAAGUGAUUUAUUUAAAUUGUAAAGUGUUGUUUCAAUUUUAACUGCACUACAUUGGCUGACACAAGGAGAGAGAAGAGCACUCCCAUUUUUACUAUCAACAAUUUUCAGUGUGCAAGACAACAAGCUGCUGCUUAGAAGAAGAAAAAGAAAUGCAAGAAUGCCUCUAUGGUUGUUCAGUCACUCAUAACCACAACAUUAGACAGAUUUAAUUUCUCUGCUCUCCAGCUUGCUUGUAUAACAUUGUGUAUAAUGCCUUAUCUAAACAGAUGUUCAUAUGAAAUAUAUGGUGCAUUAGUACGA